CCCCUGACAUGUUGUGAGUGAUCCAUCUUGUCCCACAAACAAUCUUUGCCAAAGCCCGCUUACUGGUGGGGAAAACCCAAAACCAAAAGUAACGCUUUUACUACUUCUUUCCAGGAAGUAGCCUGUACCGUCUGGAAGUAAAUGUUAGCAGGUCUCUGGCACACACGCACUGACUGAUGCUGAAGUUUUUUUUACCGUCAUGUCGGAUUUGUCGGACCGCUCCAUGAACGUCAACUUGCUGAAGGAGCCGGUAGUGAGGAAACUCUGUGAGGUUUUGGACAGAAGUAGCGAUAAAGGUUGGCGUAAACUCGGACAGCUCGUCGGCAAUGACAGGCGGCAUAAAGUCAGCUCUGAUGAGAUGGAGAUGUGUUCUCUGAAGGUGCUGGAGGUGGAAGGCAGCCCCAGUCGCAUGCUGCUGAGGUUGAUUGGAGAACGAGGCUGCACCACGGGGCACUUGAUCGACUACCUCCAAACUCUGGGCAACCCAGAGGCCCUGCAGUGCCUGAAACCAUCAGACUUACAGAUCCUCAUUCAGCCCCAGUCUGUGGCACUCAUCUCUGGACAUAACCUGCGCCUUAGCUGCUAUGCUGUGGGCAAAUUUCCAGUGCAGUAUCAGUGGUUCAAGACUAAGGAAGAGGUGCCCAACAGCUUCUCCCCAGACCUGGUGAUCAGUCCGGUCCAUCUGAAGGAUGCUGGUUUUUACAUCUGCAGGGUCAACUGUGGAGAGGCCUUUGAAUUCAGUCAGUGGGUUCAAGUGGAUGUCCUUAAUAUCACCAUGUUUCACGGGCAGAGUUACCAGUCGCUGGAGGGUCGGCUAAAGUUGGUGAUCCAGCCCCAGUCUCAGCAGUUGCACGUUGGGGAAACACUGCAGCUGGAGUGUGGAGCAGUCGGACGGCCGAUCCCUCGCUACCAGUGGUACAGAAAUGGUGUUGCAAUUCCCAAUGCUUCGAAGCGGAAACUUGUGAUUCCGCAUGUGAUGCAGGAUCACGGUGGCAAGUAUCGCUGUGAGAUCAGCAGUAGCAGUGAGCGAAUGUGGACUAAUGAAGUUCAAGUUUUCAUCGUACCAAAGGUGCGUGUCCAGUUUUCAGGAGCAAUGGAGUGCUCUGAAGAUGACGUCUACGCUCUUGGAGCAGGUUCUGACAUGUUCCUCUUAAACAGUAUUCCUGAACAGCUUUAUGCGACUGACAAAGUAGCACUGCUGAUCGGCAAUCUGUCCUACCAGAACCACCCGCAGCUCAAAGCUCCCAUGGUGGAUGUGUAUGACCUGACCAACCUCCUACGGCAACUAAACUUCAAGGUGGUGUCACUGCUUGACCUCACUGAGUCAGAGAUGAGAAAUGCUGUUGACGAGUUCCUGUUGCUUCUUCAUAAGGGGGUCUAUGGUCUGCUGUAUUAUGCUGGCCAUGGGUAUGAGAACUACGGUAACAGUUUCAUGGUGCCAGUAGAUGCACCAAACCCAUACCGGUCAGCAAACUGUCUGUGUGUGCAGAGUAUCCUUAAAUUGAUGCAGGAGAAGGAGACGGGUCUCAAUGUUUUCCUGUUGGACAUGUGCAGAAAGAGGAAUAUACACGAUGACAGCACUCACAACAUUGUCCUGAGAGUUACAGCCAACAUCGUCUUUGGAUAUGCUACGUGCCAAGAUGCUGAGGCAUUUGAGCUGAGCUCCACUGGCUUCACCAAUGGUGUAUUUGUCAAGUUUUUGAAGAAAAGACUACUUGACGAUGAGAAGAUCACUGUGGUGCUGGACAGAGUUGCUGAGGACAUGGGUCAGUUUGAUGCCACAAAGGGGAAGCAGGCUCUGGAGAUCCGUAGCAGCUUGUCUGAGAGGAGAGCUCUGACCGAUCCGAUUCUGCCUGGUGACACCGCUGAUCUUGUCCAGGCACAGAGCCGUCAGUGGGCAAAGGCUCAUGAGCUGCCUGAGACUAUGUGUUUAGAUUUUGAUUGUGGUGCUCAGAUCAAGUUGGGUUUUGCUGCAGAGUUUUCCAAUGUGCUUGUUAUUUACACCCACAUCAUUAAGAAACCUGAGGACAUGUCCUUCUGCCAAGCUCACGUCACAGACUUCUCACAGGACCUUGAUGUAGAUCCCAAAGAAAUGAACAGGGAGACUCCAGAGGAGACUGGGAUCUAUUUUCUGUCCAGCAGCCUGCCGCAGCAUUGUCUCUACACACGAAUCAGCUCACUGCAGAAGCUCAGGGAGGAGCUUGUUUUCACUGUGUGCCUCCAGGGCACCUUCAUUGCCAUGGAUGACGAUCCUGUAUACUGGAGCCAAAGCAUCAACAUUGGAAAACCACUGAUCGCCCGUUUGGACCUUCACCAGGCUAUGCGACGAAAUAGCUGCCUGCAGACCUGCCUGAUGCCCCACAGCCCCUGUCACAGCCCCGGACCUGAGAAUCGCCUCCAGGUACUUCAUGGCCAGCACCAGGUUCAGGACUGCAACCGCCUGUCACCACAGCUCCACCACCUGGACGUGUAUGACCAACUUCAGGGCGCAGUGGGUGGCUGUGGGGAUACACACUAUGACAAUAUUAGCCAUUUUCAACAUCAGCUGGCUGACAGCUCAGGUGCUUGGCCAUUGAGCUUGCCAGGUAGGCUCAGCAUCCCCAUAGAAACCAGCGAUGACAUCAGUGAACUACAGACUGUGUUCAUGAACAGUCUGCAGUUUCAGCAGCCGUGACAUCACGGCCAAAUGUGAAAGAGGUGUCCACAAAAGAAAAGCUUAGAAUGUCUCGUAUGUGGAUUACAGCUGCUCUGUUACAUAUAGUGCAGUAAUGUAUACAUGGUAUACAUUACUUCAGCUGGAGUGCAAAAUUUAUACUGCAGCCACCAAGUUGUAUAUUGAUUUGUAGGGACGGUGCCGAUUCAAUGUUUGUAUCGAGUUCCGAUGCCAGUGUAAUUCAUGGAUCGUUCAUUUCUGAUGCAAUCUGCAGAGUUUUCCGAUUCAGGAGCCAUGUCUGUGUCUGUGUGUGUAUAUUUUCUAUUGAAACGUCUCCACAGGUGCUGUUGGCUGCUCUGCUGGCUGGCUGCAGAGUGCGGGGGGGCGUACGCAGGCGUGUCUCAAUGAGAUGUGGAGUAAUGAGACACGCCUCCGUUUGGUAGGUCCCUCCUGCAGUUUGCAGGCAGCUAGCAGGCGAGCAUUGAGGAGUACUGUUGCUGACCAACUUUUCAUGGCAACAUGUCCGUUAUUAGAAAGUAUUUUAUACUAGAAACACAGCAAAGCAAAGCCAUUGUACUGAGAGUUGGAAGCUUCGUCGCGAACUACAUUACAACCAGCUUAAUCAUUUAAAAGAAGCACCACAUUAAAGAGCAGGAGGAUUUCUUAAGCCGGGGGCAGACAGACAAAAGCAGCCGGGAGAAAGAGUACGACUCAGGCUGACUUCAAAUAUGAGUAAAUUAAGUACUUUUAUUUAAUUUUUUAGUUGUUUGUUGCGGCAUUUUGGAAAUGCCGAAAUGCACUCAUACCUCAAAACAGUACAUGUAUUCGGGGUGGGUGCAUCAUCUAAUGUUCAAGAGAUGAAACUUCAGCCAUUGACCCAACAGUGGCCCAGUUUACAUGUUCAUAAACAUGUAUACCAUUAAUCAGAUUUAUUUCGUCCAGAUAACUAACAGUUAUCUGAUUAUUAUGGUCAUGUAAACGUGCUCCAAUAUGGGGAGCUCAGCUCGACGGAGGAGCUCAUCUCCUGUGAUCUGGCUGUGAAAAAAAUCAAGGGCACCUGAAUUUUGCUUUUUUUUUUUGUUUGUUUUUUGUUUUUUUUUCCACAGGGAGGGCGCCCCAAAAAUUUCAUAUGAGUACAUGCACUGUUUUGAGGAACCAAAACAUCAAAUCUGGGCUUGCAUCUCAGAUGUACCUUCUGGCAAAUUGUAACUCAACUUUCAGGUCUUCUUUUUAAGAAAAUCCUCCUCUAUACCACUUCAUCAUGAAGCUUUAUAACUGGGGAUAUGAAAUAUCCACAUAAAAUCAACAAUAAUGAUAAUAUUAAUAUUAAAGCAAACAGAGCUCUGGUAUCGGAAUAGUAUCAGUAUCAGAUAUCUAAAUUUGGGUACUGGGAUUGUACGUGAAGAAUGUGGAUCGGUGCAUUCCUAUUGACUUGUACUUAUAUUUUAGUGAUAGCUGUACACACAUUUUUUUCGCAAUGUGAAAAUGUGCAUUUGAAUACCUGCCUGAAUUGUACAAUGGAUGAUAACUGUUGCAGUCAAGCACCAAAAUCUGGUUAUUAAUUUAACCCUUGUACCCUAAGGGACAAGUGUAGUUACCAUAGCACUAUGUUCUGUAGUAAUAAUUUGACCAUCUCAAAAUUGCUAACUUGAUAAAACAGAAAUGAGAGACGUACCAAUGAAACAAAUUUGAUAUGCAGCAACGGGCAGUGCCUAGCUAGUGUUUGUAUUCAUUUUUUUAUUCUUUAAAUAUGAAUUGAAACAAAUCUGUGUUUAAGCAGUGUAACUGACAAGUUGGACUGGGUGGCAUGGCAAAAAAUAUUAAAUUUUUUUUCCAUGGUGAUAUAGAUAUUUAUCACAUCAUAUAAUUACAUCCACCAAGGACGUAAAAUCAAAAGCGUUUAUUUGUCUGUCUGUCUCUCUGCCUUUUAGCAGGAUUACAUCAAAACUACUGCACGGAUUUUGACAAAAUUUUCACCACUGAUACA
Messenger RNA from Thalassophryne amazonica, 4640 nucleotides. It is a transcript of the gene malt1, whose product is annotated as MALT paracaspase 1. Gene Ontology annotation, molecular function: cysteine-type endopeptidase activity. The transcript has 17 exons. The record is from RefSeq and is a predicted model, not a curated record. Gene Ontology annotation, biological process: proteolysis. Bases 200 to 2674 code for a protein of 824 amino acids. Lineage: Eukaryota; Metazoa; Chordata; Actinopteri; Batrachoidiformes; Batrachoididae.